This is a messenger RNA of Arabidopsis lyrata subsp. lyrata, 2225 nucleotides long. RefSeq lists its product as uncharacterized. The coding region runs from base 368 to 2026 and encodes 552 amino acids. The transcript is spliced from 2 exons. The record is from RefSeq and is a predicted model, not a curated record. NCBI's taxonomy places the organism in Eukaryota, Viridiplantae, Streptophyta, Magnoliopsida, Brassicales, Brassicaceae.
UUGAAAAAAUUGUGUCAGAAUAGAGAGAUAUCAUAUCUCUUCAACAAAUGUGAUUUCCGAGAUUUCUUUUGGGAACAGUUGCAUUAAUAAUCAUGAGAACGGUUCGAAUUGUUCGAAGAGUUGCGUUUGUGUGUGUCUAUUUCUACUGCAUUUUUUUGCCUCUUAGUAUUCUUAGUGUUCGUUCUCUCUGUUCUCUCUGCGUUUUUUUUUUUCUCUCCGAUAGUCAAAUCGAUUUUCCGAUUGAAGCGCUUCAUUUUCGAUUAAUUCGUCCAAGUAAGUAUCUCAUUAAAAUGAGAUUUUGUUCAUUUCUUAUGGACCCUUCCAUAUUUUUUUCUUAUCAAAUUCUAAAUUUUUCUGGGUUUUGUAGAUGGAGGAGCUUGACCUCCCGCACCGUCUAAUCGCCGCUGGUGAAGAACCGCUUGGGGAGAGGGUUAAUGUGUACAAUAAGAUGAAAAUUCUUAAUGGUAUUAUCGACUCGCUUGAUGUUACAGAAAUCGAUCUUAUCCGAGAUUCUCCACUCGGCGGGUUGUUGGAUUUCCCAAACAAACCAGCUUGGUCGGCCAGUUUCGGUCUUUAUCUGCUUGGUCGCCAGUUGGACAUAGCCAAAGCCAACGAGAUCUGGGUUGUUUAUGCUGGUACCCCAGUUAGAUUUUCUCUUCGUGAGUUUCAUCUGGUAACCGGACUUGCUUGUGGGCGAUAUCCUGCUGUCCCGAAGAAAAAAAGGAAGGGGACUGCUGGCAAAGAGAUUCCGUUUUAUAGCACAUUAUUUGGGCUCGAGUCCGAUGUUACUGUUGAACGUGUUAUCACCAUGCUUAAGAAGAAAGUUACUGAUGAUCCGUCAUUGCGUAUUCGGUAUGCUGUUCUUGCGCUUGUUGAUGGAUAUCUCCUACCAACAUCCCAUCAUCCCAAAAUUAUUAAAGAGCACGCUGAGAUGUCGGAAAACCUGUCUUCUUUUCUCACUUAUCCGUGGGGUCGAUUGACUUUUGAGAUGAUGAUGAAUUCGAUUAAAGAAAGAGAACUUGAACAGCUUGCAACUACUUCUGUCGCUGUGCAAGGCCUAUUAUACGCCCUACAGCUUGUUGUUCUUCAAGCCGCUCCCGCUAUUCAAGAAGGUCCUGUGUCCGAGGAGACAGUCGGUUCUGAGUCUGAUGAAGAUACUAUUGAACUGACUCUUCGUCAGGUAGUUCCGUUUAAGCUCGGUAACGCCAAAGUUUUAGACACGAAGUGCCAGACUCACGUUGAUCCUAUCAUCCAUCCCGGAGUUCUUCUUGAUCCUGCAGAAGAUGUUUCGUGGUCAGAUGACGAAGUAGAUCCGCGGGUAGACACUAUGGUAAAGUUGGCGGAGGAAGGAUUCAAGUUCAAUAAUGAUAUGUUUCCUGGUGGGUGCAUCCCAUCUGAAGUUGUUGUAGCCCCCAAAAAACAAAAAAGGACUGCAAGUUUGAAAGGUGGUCGUGUCAGGAAAUCUUCAAAGCAGGGCAGAAUCCCAAAAAAUCCAACCGGGAUUCGAAGGACUCAGCAAUCUGUGCAUACUGAUGAAGAAUCUGUUGGUUUGGUUGAUAUGAACGAGUUAUCUCGGAUGUUAGAUGCUAAAUUGAAUGCGCAGUACAAAAAGAUCAUUAAAGGUGUUUCUGAUUGGUUUAUUGCAAACACUUUGAUUUCUGCGGAGAAUGGGGAAGAUGUUCCUCCGGAAAAUGGUAAAGAAGUUUCUGCGGAGAAGAGGAAAGGGAAAAAGGUUCCUGUUCCCCAGUCUAAACCUCUCCACAUUUCCGAUGGAGAUGAUGAUUUUGACACUCUCUUUCCCCUCCGUCCGCCGAGUCGUCGUCCUUCUCGCAUUGGCAAAGCUGCCCAUCGCGUUCCCCAAGCGCCCGACAAGGGAUUGGGACUCAACAAUUCUGUUGAAGGGAUAGCUUCUUAUUAUAACCGCUUUCUAUCUGGCGAUUGCAGUGGGUCAAGGUCAGGGGAUGGUCUAGCGAGUCAUGUUGCUGUUGAAGAAAACGGUUUGGUUAAUUGUCAGGUUAGUAGCUAAAUUCAUUGAUAUCCGUUUUGCCUCGUAUCUCUAAUAACGUAUCUGUCCUACCAUGUUGCCUAUAUAUGAUCUGACUUUACAUUUUAUUUUCUAAUCCGGUUAGUAGUUUUCCUAUAUCAUUCGAAAAUGUUAAUUUCUAUGUUAUCCCCUAAUUACUAUCGAAAUUAUUCUCCCUGCAGUCAUUAGAGGAAAGUAGCAA